Biomphalaria glabrata is the source of this 6303-nucleotide messenger RNA. RefSeq lists its product as uncharacterized. Bases 191 to 6013 code for a protein of 1940 amino acids. The record is from RefSeq and is a predicted model, not a curated record. Gene Ontology annotation, molecular function: protein binding. NCBI's taxonomy places the organism in Eukaryota, Metazoa, Mollusca, Gastropoda, Planorbidae. The transcript has 5 exons.
GUGUGUGUGUGUUUGUAUGUGAAUUGAACUUUCAGUUUAGCUCUGUACACUUAACUACAUACAGAAAUCUCAGGGAGGCUAUUGGUGUAUUUAGUCUUGUAAAAUCUUCAAAGAUACACACAAAUAGUCAACGAAACAAAAAGAAUCCUUAACCUUCAUUAUUUAACGGCUAAAUAACUACCCAAAAAAAAUGGAAAAACAGGCGAAAAAACAACAGCUGGAAAACGAAAAACAGCAACAAAUAUAUGAGUUAGAGAAAGAUUUUAAAGCAGGGCAACUAUCCAUAUGUCUUUCUCAUGGUGCACAGGAUGAGACGUUAAUCAAUACAGUGGACACUGGCAUAUAUAGCGAUGUAAAAAAUAUAUUGGAAAAGCAUAGAGAGUCGAUUUCACAGGACGCAUUGAAUACUUGUUUGAUAAAGGCGUCAGAAAGUGGUCAAAAAUUGGUACUGACUUUACUUCUAAAAUCUGGGGCGAACGUGAACUGUUCUGAUCAGUAUGGAAACAAACCUUUAAUGGCAUGCGCCCAGCGGGGUUACUAUGACAUGUCUAGAAUACUGAUUACUAACAAAGCUGAUGUUAAUAAAGUCAACAAUGUUGGAGAAACUGCUCUCCUGUUGUCCGUCACUAAAUAUGGCUCAGCUGAUAUGGCACGACUGCUUGUGUUCAAAGGUUCAAAGGUUAACGCUAAAAACAAUGAAGGUUACACGCCUUUGAUGAAGGCUGUUGAUGUUGGUGAUCUGGAGGUUAUACACAUUUUAAUUUUAAACGGUGCUGAUGUGACAGAUUCAAAGGGCGGUGAAACCGUUAUGGAAAAAGCAAACAAAAAGGGCAUUCAUUUAUUUUUAAACGUUUUUACCGACUGCAAAAUUUUGAAACAACCAACUUUGAUAGCCGCUGUUAAAUAUAGAGAUUUGAACUUGAUUCAAACAGUUCUAUCAUAUGAGGACGGCUGCAUAGACCAGAGAAGCUCCACAGGAGAAACAGCCCUUGAAGUUUUCAUCGAUUUGAUCCUAUCUGAGAAGAAAGGCUUAUCCCCUGAAGACAAACAAAUUAUUAACCUUCUUAUUUUGGAAGAGUAUAACUCUAGGAAAAGCUCUACACCCAGAAUGAAAAAUCAUCGAAACGCCAAGAAAUUUCCAUUGGUAAAAGCUGUGCAGCUCGGAGACGUUGAUAUAGUGAAAUGGCUGUGUAUCGCAGGUGCUCAAGUUAAUGAUCCAGAUAUCACUAGCAAAAGCACACCAUUAACUAACAAAUGGACUCCGUUGAUGAGCGCUGCAAAAGAAGGGUUCUUUGAAAUUGUAGAACUUCUACUGACAAAAAACGCUGAUAUUGAAAUCAAGGGAGCUGAGGGUACAGCACUUGACCUGGCGAUGAGUCACGAUCAUCUUGAUUGUGCCAAACUUCUUAUUGAACGAAAGGCUAGAAACGGAAACCCUGAAGCCUUUAGACUUGCAAUACAAUACAAUAAUUUGACAGUGUUUCUGCAUUUAAUAAGUACAUUCAAUAAAGACAUGACAGAUCUUCGCUAUUUGGACUGGUCUAUUCAAUUUAACAGUGAAAUCGUAUUUCGGAUUCUUUUAGAUAAGAAACCAGAUAUAAAUCAAAGGUUUUGUCGAUCUCACUACAAUCCCAAAAGUCCCAUCCCUAAAUCUGUAUGUCUGCUUCAUAUCACUGCCUCUUGUAAUCAUAUUAAAUUUACAGAGAUGCUACUUCAUAACAAUGCUGACCCUAAUGUAACAGACUCGAAUGGCAACACAGCACUUUUCUAUGCCAACAAAGAUAUCUGUGAUUUGCUGCUGAGAUUAGGCGCAGACGUCAAUGUUAAAAACGGAAAGGGCCAAACGGCAAUUUUCAGUGCUAUAGAGAACAGAAUGGCGGAUGUGGUCGAAUCAUUACUAGAAGCGGGGGCUCUCAUAAAUCUGCAAGAUGACUCAGAAGAGACACCGAUGUUCAAAGCUAUUUAUACUCGUAAUCCUGAAAUAAUCGCAUUGUUAAUCAAAUGGAAUGCUGACACAAAGACUGUCUUAAAAGGUGGACACUCGUACUUAACAGAACUAUUAAAGCAUCCCCCUGUAUUUUACUAUUCCCAUGAGGCCAGAGAAACUCAAAUUAUCCAGCACUUGUUGACAACAAACAUUGAUAUCAACUGGGAGAAUGACGACGGGAAUACAGCCUUGAUUCUGGCAUGUGACAUCGGAUUGGACGAUGCUGUGCAACUGCUGCUACGUCAUGGGGCUGAUGUUAACUUUGUGAACAAGUUUGGUCAAACUGCUCUUUCCAUUUCUCUCAGAGAAAACAUGGACAUUGUGAAGAUACUGCUGACCAGCAAUGCCAGGUUCCUUUCUCUUAUAGACUGUCAACAGGCCGUAUUAUUUUUCAUCAAUAAAAACGAUGCUGAUGUGAUUCAGUUAGCCCUUGGUCGAGGUGUCUAUCCUUUCUUGGUCAAGUCUGAUUACCCUGGUCAGCGUAUUUUCUAUAAGGACUACAGAUAUGACGACGAUGACGUCUCCCCACUGUCGCUGGCCCUGCAGGAAGGAUGCCAUGACAUUGCUGAAUAUUUAAUUGAAACUAGAUUCCUGACAGGAUAUGACGUCACUGCGCUGAUAAGGACAAAAGAGUUUCAAGACUUCGAACUUAGAACUGAAAAGAGUAGUGAUAGUAUCUUCCACAAUCUACUGUCGCUGUAUACGCUUAGCUUCGUCCAGGUUUCGGACUUGCUUGGCGCCACUCCAGAUCGGGAGAGUAGAGUCGAUUCUCUGCCACUACCUCAACCAAUCAAACGCCAACUUUUGUUUCAACACAUGGAUACUAAGAUGAAUAUUAUUACGACAAUUAAUGCCCCCAUCAGGGAUAUUAGCUCAUCACAGACACUACCUCAUCGCAGACACUACCUCAUCACAGACACUACCUCAUCACAGAUACUACCUCAUCACAGACACUACCUCAUCACAGACACUACCUCAACACAGACACUACCUCAUCACAGACACUACCUCAUCACAGACACUACCUCAACACAGACACAACCUCAUCACAGACACUACCUCAUCACAGAUACUACCUCAUCACAGACACUACCUCAUCACAGACACUACCUCAACACAGACACUACCUCAUCACAGACACUACCUCAUCACAGACACUACCUCAACACAGACACAACCUCAUCACAGACACUACCUCAUCACAGAAAUUAUCUCAUCACAGACACUACCUCAUCACAGACACUACCUCAUCACAGACACUACCUCAACACAGACACUACCUCAACACAGACACUACCUCAUCACAGAAAUUAUCUCAUCACAGACACUACAUUCGCAGAUACUACAUUAUCACACAUAAUACCUCAUUACAGACACUUACUCAUUACAGAUAAAAACAGGCGAAAAAAAAGCUGCUGGAAAAAGCAAAAAAAGCAACAAAUGUUAGCAUUGUUGGAUGAGUUAGAAAAAGAUUUUAAAACAGAGCAACUAUCAAUUUGUCCUUCUCAUGGUGCACAGGAUGAGACGUUAAUCAAUACAGUGGACACUGGCAUAUAUAGCGAUGUAAAAAAUAUAUUGGAAAAGCAUAGAGAGUCAAUUUCACAGGACGCAUUGAAUACUUGUUUGAUAAAGGCGUCAGAAAGUGGUCAAAAAUUGGUACUGAUUUUACUUCUAAAAUCUGGGGCGAACGUGAACUGUUCUGAUCAGUACGGAAACACACCUUUAAUGGUAUGCGUCCAGCGGGGUUACUAUGACAUGUCUAGAAUACUGAUUACUAACAAAGCUGAUGUGAAUAAAGUCAACAAUGUUGGAGACACUGCUCUUAUGCUGUCCGUCACAAAAUAUGGCUCAGCAGAUAUGGCACGACUGCUCGUGUUAGGUUCAAAGGUUAACGCCAAAAACAAUGAAGGUUACACGCCUUUGAUGAAGGCUGUUGAUGUUGGUGAUCUGGAGGUCAUACACAUUUUAAUUUUAAACGGUGCUGAUGUGACAGAUUCAAAGGGCGGUGAAACCGUUAUGGAAAAAGCAAACAAAAAGGGCAUUCAUUUAUUUUUAAACGUUUUUACCGACUGCAAAAUUUUGAAACAACCAACUUUGAUAGCUGCUGUUAAAUAUAGAGAUCUGAACUUGAUUCAAACAGUUUUAUCAUACGAAGACGGCUGCAUAGACCAGAGAAGCUCCAAAGGAGAAACAGCCCUUGAAGUUUUCAUUGAUUUGAUUCUAUCUGAGAAGAAAGGCUUAUCUCCUGAAGACAAACGAAUAAUUAAUCUUCUUAUUUUGGAAGAGUAUAACUGUAGAAAAAGCUCUACACCCAAAAAGAAGAAUCAGCGAGGUGCCAAGAAAUUUCCCUUGGUCAAAGCUGUGCAGCUCGGAGACGUUGAUAUAGUGAGGUGGCUGUGUAUCGCGGGGGCUCAAGUUAAUGAUCCAGAUAUUGCCAGCAAAUUUACACCAUUGACUAGCAAAUGGACUCCAUUGAUGAUCGCUGCAAAAGAAGGGUUCUUUGAAAUUGUAGAGCUACUGCUAACAAAAAACGCUGAUAUUGAAAUCAAGGGAGCUGAGGGUACAGCACUUGACCUGGCGAUGAGUCACGAUCAUCUUGAUUGUGCCAAACUUCUUAUUGAAAGAAAGGCUAGAAACGGAAAACCUGAAGCCUUUAGACUUGCAAUACAGUACGAUAAUUUGACAUUGUUUCUGCAUAUAAUAAGAACAUUCAAUAAAGACAUGAAAGAUCUUCGUUACUUAGACUGGUCUAUCCAAUUUGACAGUGAAGAAAUAUUUUCGAUUCUUUUAGAUGAGAAACCAGAUAUAAAUCAAAGGUUUUUACGAUCUCAUUACAAUCCCAAAAGUCCCAUCCCAAAAUCUGUAUGUCUGCUUCAUAUCGCUGCCUCUUAUAAUCAUCUUCAAUUUACAGAGAUGCUACUUCGUAACAAUGCUGAACCUAAUGUAACAGACUCGAAUGGCAACACAGCACUUUUCUAUGCCAACAAAGAUAUCUGUGAUUUGCUGCUGAGAUCAGGUGCAGACGUUAAUGUUAAAAACGCAAAGGGCCAAACAGCGAUUUUCAGUGCUAUAGAGAACAGAAUGGCAGAUGUGGUCGAAUCAUUACUAGACGCCGGGGCUGUCAUUAACCUUCGAGAUAGCUCAGACGAGACACCGAUGUUCAAAGCUAUUUAUACUCGUAAUCCUGAAAUAAUCGCAUUGUUAAUCAAAUGGAAUGCUGACACAAAGACUGUUUUAAAAGGUGGCCACUCGUACUUAACAGAAAUGCUAAGGCUUCCACGUGUUUUUUACUAUUCCCAUGAGGCCAGAGACACUCAAAUUAUCCAGCACUUGUUGACAUCAAGUAUUGAUAUUAACUGGGAGAAUGAAGACGGGAACACAGCAUUGAUGUUAGCAUGUAACAUCGGGAUGGUUGAUGUUGUGCAGUUGUUUGUAGAGCAUGGAGCUGAUGUUAACUUUGUUAACAAGUUUGGUCAAACAGCUCUUUCUCUGUCACUAUCAGAAAACUUAAAUAUUGUGAAAAUACUACUAACCAGCAAUGCAAGAUUCAAUUCUAUUUUACACUGUCAACAGGCGGUUUUCUUUUUUAUAAAUAGAAACGAUGCUGAUGUGAUUCAACUAGCCCUUGGUCGAGGUGUCUACCCUUUCUUGGUCAGAUCUGAUUACCCUGGUCAACUUAUUUUCCAUAAGGGCUACAGAAAUGAUGACAAUGACGUUUCGCCACUGUCGCUGGCCUUGCAAGAAAGACGCCACAAAAUCGCUGCCUAUUUAAUUGAAGCAAGAUUCUUGACGAAUUAUGACGUCACUAAGCUGAUACAAACAGACGAAUUCCAAGAGUUCAAACUGAGAACUGAAAAAAGUAAUAUCUUUAACAAUCUACUGUCGCUGUAUACGCUUAGCUUCGUCAAGGUUUCGAACUUGCUUGGCGCCACUCCAGAGCGGGAAAGUCAAGUCAACUCGCUACGAAUACCUCAACCAAUCAAACAGCAACUUUUGUUUCAACAUUUGGAUCCAAAGCAAAGAUAGAGAUUCUUUCAACCAUUAAAUAAAUGUAAUUCUAUGCCGUUAUUAGACAUUGCUUUCUUAAUUUCUAUCAAGGUUUAAUAUAUUUUUUAGUUUCAAAUAGUAAUUUUUAUAUUAACCCUAACUUAAGUCAUUGUAAAAAAAAUUUAAUCAUUUAUUUGUACAUCUUUUUAUUACAAAUCUUAAAUCAACUCACUUUGUCUGUCUGUCUGUGCCAAAUAUUGCACACGUUACUCUACCACACACCUUUUCUUGGUUGAAACUUUGAAAGUUGAAACCUUGCAUAAAUAUUA